Molecule: messenger RNA, 1874 nt
Organism: Hevea brasiliensis (rubber tree)
Lineage: Eukaryota; Viridiplantae; Streptophyta; Magnoliopsida; Malpighiales; Euphorbiaceae
Product: ultraviolet-B receptor UVR8
Exons: 11
Coding region: 123-1568 (481 amino acids)
Source: RefSeq, a predicted model, not a curated record
CUUUCCAAAUCACUUCCUCCGCCAAACUCGAAGCCCAACACACAAAGUUGCAAAAGUAAGCAACUUGGUUUUCCGUUCCUUUCUUUUCUUUUCUUUUCUUUGUCCUUUCUGCUCUGCUAGACAUGAAUGGGGAGGGAAAAUGGGGAGAUGAGGGACUGAAAAUGGAGGAAAUGGUUAAGGAUAAGUUGGUUUUUAUGUGGGGAUACCUUCCGGGAGCCUUGCCGCAACGAGCGCCGAUUUUGUCGCCGGUCGUUGUGCGCCCCAAUGGGUACACUUGGAAGGACGUUUGUGGCGGUGGUUGCGGUUUCGCCAUGGCUAUUUCUGAGUCUGGAAAGCUCAUUACUUGGGGUUCAACAGACGAUCUAGGUCAAAGCUAUGUGACGGCCGGGAAGCAUGGGGAAAUUCCUGAGCCCUUCCCUCUUCCAACUGAAUCUUCUAUCAUAAAAGCUGCAGCUGGUUGGGCCCAUUGUGUAGCAGCUACAGAUAGUGGAGAAGUUUAUACAUGGGGUUGGAAAGAGUGUGUUCCCUCAGGGAAAGUAUUUGGAGAUCCAUAUGUGGCGGGGGGCUUGGAAAGGGAUGUGUUAGAAAGACAGAGUCCAUUUUUAACAGAGCAAGUGAGCCCUCGCUCUCAAGGCUCAAGAUCUAGUAGUGGAACUGAUAGCCGAGGAGGUGGAGAUGAAAGUACAAAGCGCAGGAGAAUUUCAUCUGCAAAACAAACAGCUGAAAGCUCAUCUUCCAAUGAUGAGACACUCUCAGCAUUGCCAUGUCUAGUAACAUUGAAUCCAGGGGUGAGGAUUGCUACUGUUGCUGCCGGUGGUCGCCACACUUUAGCAUUGUCAGUUUCAGAUAUAGGACAGGUGUGGGGUUGGGGCUAUGGAGGUGAAGGGCAACUUGGUUUGGGCUCCCGGAUACGCAUGGUGUCCUCUCCUCAUCCUGUACCUUGCAUUGAUUCUUCCUAUGGAAAAGAUAGACCUGCAACACUUUCUCGAGGAGGCAUGACUUCAGAGGAGCAUGGUUUUAGAGUUCCUGGAAGUUAUGUGAAGGAGAUUGCCUGUGGAGGGCGACAUAGUGCAGUAAUCACAGAUGCUGGAGCACUCCUUACUUUUGGCUGGGGACUCUAUGGACAGUGUGGACAAGGGAGUACCGAUGACGAGCUGAGCCCAAUUUGUGUAUCUUCAUUGCUGGGCAUACGGAUAGCGGGUGUUGCUGCAGGCUUGUGGCACACUGUUUGCAUUUCUGCUGAUGGUGAUGUUUAUGCAUUUGGUGGGAAUCAGUUUGGGCAAUUGGGUACUGGUGGUGAUCAGGCAGAGACUACCCCCAGGCUCUUGGAUGCUCCUAGUUUGGAAGAUAUGCAUGCAAAAGUAAUCUCUUGUGGGGCUCGUCACGCUGCUAUAGUCACAGAGGAUGGGAAAGUGUUAUGCUGGGGGUGGAACAAGUAUGGCCAGCUUGGGUUGGGGGAUGUGAUCGACCGCAACAUUCCUUCUCCAGUUACUAUAGAGGGUUGUGUCCCUCGAAAUGUAGCAUGUGGCUGGUGGCACACUGUACUUUUGGCUGAAUCUCCUACUUGAGUAGCUGCCCUCUACAAGCCAUGGCACAGUUUUGUUAGGUUAGAUGUUCCUUUUAAUUGAUAUAUCAGUAUAUAUGUAUAUGUAUAUACAAUAAUUGGAAUACAAAUACAUAUGCUAGUUUGCAUUCUUCCUUAGCUCAGAUUCACCUAAGUUCUUUUAACACUAUUAUAAGAGCAAUACAUUGCAAUUCAGAUGUAUAACAUAAUGUAGUUCCAUUGUGUAUAUAUUUUUUUAAUAGAAUUUAAACCUGAAAUGUAAUCAGAUGUCUUGGAAAGCUAAUUAUUGUUAUUUGUUGGCUGUUCUGAA